AGUCGGUCUCUUUUCCCCUAGAAACGCUAUCUUUUCAAUCAUCAUCGCAGAAAGCAAAAAAAAAAAACCCCAGAAAACAGAGCAAAAGAGCUCAAAAGAGAAAACAGAGGAAGAAAGCAAGCAUAGGAAAUGGCGUCGAUUUCAGAAGAAGUGAGAGCUAAAGCCGAGAUUUACCAUGGAGACGCCAUAUGCCAGGAGAAGACGAAGGAGUUCCUGAAGGAAGUUGCCAUGCCUAACGGGUUGCUGCCGUUGAAGGACAUAGAAGAGGUUGGGUACGACCGAGAGUCAGGUACCGUGUGGCUCAAGCAAAAGAAGAGCAUAAACCACAAGUUCGAGAAGAUCGGAAAGCUUGUGUCUUACGCAACAGAGGUCACGGCCGUGGCAGAGACAGGCAAGAUCAGGAAGCUCACUGGUGUGAAGGCCAAGGAGCUUCUUGUCUGGGUAACACUCAACGAGAUUGUCGCUGAGGAGACCAAGAAGAUCACGUUCAAGACUCCUGCUGGGCUUUCGAGGUCGUUCCCUUAUUCUGCUUUCGAAGUCCCCGAGGAGAAGGAAGUGGCCACUGCAAAGGAGAAGAGCAGUGAGAGUGAGGGCAAUAAGGCUGUUGAAGUGAAGGAGGUGUAAUAAAGAGUGUUUGAGACCAAACCUUGAUGAUGAGUUUGUGUCUUUUGUUAUCCUCCCUCAUCUGUGUCUUGCCUCUGCUGUUUCAUUUACUUGUAACAAUGAUGUCAGGCCUUGAUCCUGUUUCCAAAGAUUAUCCAUCAAUAUCUACAUAAAGCUGCUUCUUUGAAGACAGCCCACCACUCC
This is a messenger RNA of Tarenaya hassleriana, 807 nucleotides long. RefSeq lists its product as uncharacterized. Lineage: Eukaryota; Viridiplantae; Streptophyta; Magnoliopsida; Brassicales; Cleomaceae. The transcript has a single exon. The record is from RefSeq and is a predicted model, not a curated record. Bases 130 to 624 code for a protein of 164 amino acids.